Messenger RNA from Cinara cedri, 6630 nucleotides. The record is from the annotation of a GenBank genome assembly. Lineage: Eukaryota; Metazoa; Arthropoda; Insecta; Hemiptera; Aphididae.
UAAAUAUGGACGUGCAAAAUAAGGAAAAUGAUAAAAUAAAACCAGCAAAAAGUUUGUAUUAUACCUCUAUGUAUCUUUGUAGACAAAAUAAUAUUGUCUUUUUAGAUAUUACAGGAAUAUCAUUUAUAUUAUUUUAUUGUUAUAUAUAUGUGUGUGUAAAACUUGGAUUCUUUCUAGAAGUGAAACCAAAGACCGGCGGCUGCAGAGCUAUAAACAAAUACAAAGGAGAUUGGAAUAAUUUACCGGAUUUGUUGUUGGAAAAUAUUUUUUCUCGUUUGAACCACCGCGAAAAGUAUUAUGCCUCAACCACGUGCCAUUCGUGGUAUUCAGUUUUUAGGUUACCAUAUUCAUGGCACACAUUCAUUUUUGACGAUACAACCCUCACCAGAAGAAAGUUCAAUUACUAUUCGGGAUGGCAGGUGAGUGUGUGACCAAAUAUAUAGACUCAAAUGUCAAAUCCAUAUUCAAUCUCGGGGAAUGGAGGGUACGGAAAUGCAUCACUUACAUCACCAUUACCAUAAUAUCAUAAUCAUGAAAUCCAAAAAUAUUUCUACAAAUAGGUAAUAAUAUUAUAAGUGCAAAAUAAUUAUUUGAAAUAAUUAUGGCAACAACAUUUAAAUUAAUAUUAAUCAUUAAUAUCUCAAACAUUAGAAGUAGGUAUUUUUUCGAAAAAUGUUCAUUUGUCUACAAAGAAUUUUUAUAUAUUGUUUAAUAUAUGGUGUACGCAAUUAAAAUUCCAAAAUUUGCUGUAAUGUUAUAGUAUACCAUAAUUGAUACUCUUUAUUCGUAUUUUCCAUUCACAAAACAUAAACAAAAAAAAAAAAAAUUAAAAGAAUCGAUUUUGAAAUCGACGGUGCUGUUGAACCGAAAUAAACCUCCGAGAUCCGCGCCUAUUAAACUCGUCUCGUAGAAAAAUCGUGUACCUAUAUUAUUUUGUUGCACGUACAGUAUAUGCUGGACCAUCUCCGGGUACAACUUUGCCUCCAGUCGAUCGGCAGUUACAUUAAAGUGUUGGUGUUCAAACCGAUAACGAAUUUUUACAACCUGUACGAAUUCAUGAACAUGAUAUCAUUCUACGCGGAACGUGGUCGAAAAGUCGGGUCCAGGAUAACCACAUUGCAGUACACAUUUCCUUGUAACAUGGCGACGUCCCGUAUCGAUGAGUCCGUUCUGUACGGUACGGGAGGUUAGUUGUAAUAAUUUAUAUUAUUAUUAUUAUUAUUAUUCAUUUACUACUCCUGCAGUCGCCUUAAAACAAUCUCAAAAAUCUAAGAUAACCUUAACCUGGCUGGUUAUCCGCAAUUAUUGCAGCACUCGAUUAUUCUAUAUAACUAUUACUGCUAUUAAUUACUAAUAUUAUAAUAAUUAAGUUGUUAAUCUAUAAUAUUAAAAUCAUAUCUUUAUCCUACCCGGCGUGUUUUAUGACGGUUUACUAUACAGUAUAGAGCUCAGUGGUAUUCCCAAUCCCCAUUGAAUAUAGUUAUAUUACAGAUUAAAUGAAAAAGAUUGACGUCUGUGAAAAUGCCCCCCCCCCACCACGGCCAAAUCGUUUUGGACAAAUUGUAAGUAAAUGUAAGUUCAUUCCCGGAAUUUGUAAGUGGACAGUAUCCACUUGAGGAGCUUUUGAUAUUUGGGCUUCAGCCUCCUCCCUCCAUCGUCAGAUCGUUCCGCACGAAUUGUAAGUUAUAGUCCUUUAAUUGUAUUACAUUAUAUUUUAGAUUCUGAGUGGAGCGAAGAAGCUAUGAUUUUACAAAGAUGUUAAUUUUUUUUUUUUUAAUCUGUUAACUACCAGAAGACUUGCCCGGAUUUCUAUGUAUAGCACCUUUUCUGAAAGAAAAUCGGUGUGGGGAGGUACUUUAAGGAGGUCAUUUUUCGAUUUUCUCAAAAGUUUUCUCAUCAAAUGCGAAAAACCCAAAAAGAAAUGGUAAAAUUUACUAAGUAUAAUAAAUAUUAAGCUGUAUAAAUCUUCCAAAAAAACUUUAAAAAAAUCAUUAAAAAUGGGUUUUUUAAAAAAAAUAGGGCAUAUUUUUGUGUUUAUUGUCGUUUCAAGUGAAUCACAUUAUCUAAAAUCUAAAUUACAUUGAUAAAUAUAUCUAUAAAUCAAACAUAAAGAGAUAAAAUCGAUUGAGCCAACCAUAACCUUGGAACAUAUAAUAAAAUAUAAAAAUAAAUAUUAACAAUUCAACUACGUUUAUUUAAUUUGAAAAAAUUCAACUUAAAAGCAAAAUUAAGUUAAUUCAAACUACCCAACAAAGCAUUAAUAUACAAAAAAGGAAAAUAAAAUGUGCAUUUUAUUCUAAGUAAUAUAAAUCGAAUUUGUAGCUGACAUUUUUUUAGCUUCUUUUAGAUCAAUAGAAAAAAAAAAGCAAUUACCUUCAAAAUCCGUAUAAUGAUAAGUGUAUCAAAAUGUAAAAAGUGAAUUUUGACUGUGAUAUACCUGAUGAUGAAUUUUUAAUUCGAUACAAAUACACUUAUCAUACCAAUACACCAAUACCAAUACUCUUUAUACACUUAUAAUACUCCGGGCGAUGCAUUUAUUCAUUACAUACAUUUUUUAUUUAUAUAUUUAUUUACGAGUAUUAACCAUUUUAAUAAUUUUGUUUUUACUUUGUUAUUUUAUUAAUAAAUAAGCAGUUUAAAUAACAUUUUUACUUAUAUUUUUAGUAAUUUAUACUCCUUUACUUCUAUACAUACUAUAUAAGUGCUUUUACAGUUCUACUGCUAACUCAAAUUGUUGGGCAAUCAUGAUGAACACGAAUGUACGCAAAUAUUUUUAACCAAAGUUCACAACAAUAAAAAGGUUGUCUUAAUAAUAUUAAAAAAAACUUAUAAAUGACCUUUAUCACAUUUUUUUCCUUUAAAUUAAUUCACAUCAAGAUUUUUUCAACUACAAAUACAAGGUGUAACUCGACGAUCUAUCACAUAAAAUACAUUUCUUCCUAUUAAAUUUUCUUAAUUUUUUUUUUAAUAUUUUAAAUAAUUAUGUGCUCAAAUGUUACAUAAUGAUUAUUUUUGGAGGUGAAACAAAUACCUACUUUUGAUUUUCAAAUGGAAACCUGUAUUAAAAAUUAUAUAUAUAGAUUGACUAAUAGUUAAAAUAAAUUUUAGUGUUGAUGUUUUUGAUUUUGAUAAACCAGUUGACGAGAUAUUCCACUUUUAAUUUUGAGUUAAAAGAGAGUAGUGGUGGUAAUUGUAGGCAAUGUUCAAGUUUGAUAUAUUAUAAUAUUGUGAAAAUACAAGUUACAGUAGUUAAAUUAAGAUUCGUAGUGAAAUAUUCGUUAAAAUAAUAUCAUUAUAUCUUCAUCUAACAAUAUAUUGAUAUUCUAACCACAUUUAAACACACGAACAAUUGUAUAGAAUUUCAACAUCGAGUUAAUAUAAAUGUACCUAGUGUAUUGUUGUUUUAAAUAAAUGCGACAUGUAAAACCUACUUUCUUCAAUUUGACUGUAAAUAAACGUUAUUUUAACAACAUCUAAAUGAAUAAACCAACAUCAUAAUUCUACAAAACCAAUUUAACUCUUGGAUUAUUUUUCUAUUUUAACUUUAAUGGAUUGUUGAACUAUUAAGUUAAUACAGUUACACACUGGUGUCACCUUGACUGUUUAAAGCACAUAAUUUGAAAUUUAGCUUUUUAAACAUUUCUAUAAAAGUUAAAUUAACUACAUGCGUGUGUCUUUUCCUAACCGUAGUAGAAAUUGUUAUCGUUUCUGAAACUAUCAAUAUUUCCGGGAACAUAUACAUGUUUAAAGAAUUAAUAAAUUCUGAUGCAUAAUUAUUUUAUAUAAUUACCCAACAUAGGUAAGCUUUUGGAAGCGCUAAAGAGAUUGAUGGGCAAUUUGCCGUUGCUCCAAAGAUUGGAACUGAUCGAUUUGAUGUUGGAGAACGAAGACGCGCAAACGUUAUUGGAUCAAGUAUGUUUUUAUUGUUGCACCACGUUGAAGAUAUUGGUGUUGGUGAACACUACCAAAAUAUUCUGUCAAUUGCUUCAUCCCGGGGCUUUCGUUAAUUUGCAGGUUAGAAUACUGUCGCACUAAUGUAAUGACAUAAUAAUUAACUUUAACGAGUGUCAUUACAUUUAAAAUCGCCCCAUAUGACGUCAUUUCGGACACUCGUUUCUACAAGUUUUAUUUAAUUAUAGAUAUUGGUCAUUAGCCCUCAGAAUCUGGGAAGCGAUUUAUUAUUAAUGUUGAGUCAGACUGGACUCCGUCAGCUACAUAUUCUUCAGAACCGUUACACGCCUAUAGACAUCGAGCCCCUGAAUUAUUUCGACUGGAAACACUGUGUUAAAACGAACUUUACGUUAAAAGUACAUCUUGGAGUGGAAUCAAUCAGAGAAAGGCAGAUCCUGUGGCAACCCGGUGCGCCCGUCUCCAGUAUAAUUUAUAAAUCACCAAACAUACGGGUUAGCUAAACAAAAUUAGUCAAGGUAAAAACGUCCUGUAGCGGAAAAUAUCGAGUAAAAACAGUCCGAUACAAACAAUUAACCAAUAAUCAUAUUUGAAGAUUCUUCAAUUAUUUUACUUCUUGUUAGCCAUCUUUUGUCAUAAAUAACGAUAAUUAAAAUAGUGUUUUGUUCAAAAACGAUUUUUCCUCAUGUUAACUGCAGUCACGUUGACAAUUAAUUUUUAAAUGAACGUUGCUUACAUUUAUUAGUUAUUAGUUAUUUCUGUUCGAAAUUUUUACUGAUAAUAUUAGUUAAUACCAAAUUUGUAUACACCGGACGUUUUUCCCUAGAGCUUUUUUUUAACCGUUUUUAACAAAAUAUACGUGUACGGUGUUACGGUUAAAUUACGAUAAUCGACUUAUUUCCUAUUAACCUAACCGUAGAUAACCAUUGUUGUCGUAGUUUUUUUUUACCAAUCCCUUCGUAUGACCAUAAUACUUAUAUAAACGGCUACUACUGCAAGCAAUAAAUGUCGAAUGAUCGUCAAAUUAAGUAAUCUACCGUAACAACACAGUACAGUACAGUGCUUAUACCUAAUAUUAUGAAAUAAUAAUAAUACGAAAACCUACACUAAAAAAAAAUAUUUUUAAUUUUAAUAUUAAAUCGUACAGAUGAGUGGUGAAAUCUUAAAUAAAGUGAUCGAAUUGUACGCUGAUCAAUUAUUGACGUUUGGGUAUCUCGAUUUACCAAAAUUCUAUCAACCGUCGUCAUUUAAAGAGCGCAUAGACACAAGCUUGGUAAAUUUAAUCCAAACUUGUCCAAAACUCGAGACAUUGGUGAGUUAAAUUUUUUCUUCCAAGCGUCAAAAGCGUGUAUGUCUACCUACAUUCACUCUAUAUUACUACAUUUAUCUUUGUAUUUUUAUGCAGAUGAUCAGAGAAAAAAUAUCUACAUGCACGUUAUUAUUAAUUUCAUAUUAUGGUCACUCGUUAAAAUAUUUACAUGUACGGCGUAAUGCGGUUAUCCUGCGAUGCGAUUGGCCGCGUCAAAACGAUUGGUCUGAACAGUUUUACCUUUGGUUAAAAAAAUCUAGCAUGUCAUACGAAAUAGUGGAAGAAGAAAUUGCAUUGUCUUUAGGUUUAGACAAAUGGACUAUGCUUAAUGAUCGGGAUUUUAAACGGAUAUCACCACAACUUAAUACUUCUUACUUUAAAUAAAAAUAAAAUGUGGGUAGGUACCAUCUUCAUAACAAAUAUUUUAUUUUCAUUAAAAUAACAGUAAUACCAUAAAAUUAAACCAUUGGUACUUACGAUAGACCUAUAAAUAAAAUAGUCUACGCUACAGAUAUAUAAAACAACUAGAUAGCCGACUUCGGUAUUAUUAUUAUUGUCGCCAAAUAAAAUGGCCUCCAUUCUUGUCAAAAAGGUGAAUGUUUAUGUUUUAUAGUAUUGAUAAGGAAUGAUAUAAUUAAAUAUUAUGUACAUUGUACAUUACAUUGAAAAUAUUACAGCCCUCUAAAAUAGCAUCUUAUCACUUAUCAUAUCAGUUUAAUUUGUAAACAGUCACCUCUUAGAUAACGAUUGGUGGCAAUUUUGUUGGACAUUAUAAAUAAUUAUAGUAAUUAUUUUACGCAUCGUAAAAAAAUAAGUACACAUUAUUGAUCCAAAAUAUACCUACUAACUGGCACAUAAAAUACUAUGAGGACGCUUUUUAAUUUAUUUUUACCGGUAUUUCGGUAUGACUUCUAAUAUUUCUUUUUAUUUCUUAUCAAUUGUCGGAGAACGGUCCGGAGCCGUUCCACACCCACUAUCUAUGUCUCAUCGUUCCAGUAUAAUUGAGAGAAAAUCAUAAAAUAAUAAAUCUCAAUUAUUUACAUUAACAAUUUCACAUACCUAAUUCAGUUUUUUUAUAACAGUAACACUAUUUUUCCAAACUCGUAGCUCGUUUGCUCAAUUUUGGCUGACGUUUUCUCUCUUCUACGCGCAGUCAAUUAAUUUAUUGGUCUAUGUUUUAUAGGUAAUAUCUAUCUAUAAAAAAAAACAACUAAGUAGGUAAGUAUACCAAUCAUCGAUGAAUGUAUUAGGUGUACGAUAUCGGCUAUAUGAUAUUCAGUAGUAGGUAUUCAAUAUUCAUAUUUGUAAAUUUUGUCUUUCUUAUUUAUUUAUUAAAUAUGUAAUAAUUAUGAUCAAUAUUCAAAUACACGAACGUAUUUUAUUUAUAAACUGAUCAGAUUUUUUAAUUGCCC